Molecule: messenger RNA, 1890 nt
Organism: Tarenaya hassleriana
Lineage: Eukaryota; Viridiplantae; Streptophyta; Magnoliopsida; Brassicales; Cleomaceae
Product: AAA-ATPase ASD, mitochondrial
Exons: 1
Coding region: 221-1729 (502 amino acids)
Molecular function (GO): ATP binding; ATP hydrolysis activity
Source: RefSeq, a predicted model, not a curated record
UUCGCAAAGACUAUUUCCAUGUUCACAAAGACAACACAGUGUAUGUAUAUAUAUAUCUAAUGAUCUGGUGUCUUUUCAGAAUCCGAAUUCACCAUCUUCUUCCUUACAUAAUCACUUUCCUCUCUGAGAAAAUCUCCCAAAUCAGUGAUCAAGAAGCUUACUUGUGAGCCAAGAAACAUAAACACACAAAACAGACACCCAGAAAACCAAUUAAAGGGGGAUGGCUUCGAUGGGGGAGAUGUGGAUGCAAACAGGCUCUGCUCUGGCAAGCCUAAUGUUCGUAUACACAAUAUUUCAGCAGUUCUUCCCCGUCCAUCUCAGAAUCUACCUCGAAGCAUGCGCCCACAAGCUCAUCGGAAUCGUGUACCCUUAUAUCCAGAUCACGUUCCACGAGUACAGCGGCGAGUAUUUCAACAGAAGCGAGGCCUACACGUCGAUUCAGACGUACCUCGGCAAAGAUUCCUCGGCUCGUGCCAAGAAACUCAAGGCCAACGCCGUCAAAGGGAGCAGGUCUUUGGUCCUCAGCAUGGACGACUACGAGGAGAUCACGGAUGAGUUCAAUGGCGUCAAGGUCUGGUGGCAAUCGAACAAGAACCGCUCCAAGAAUCAGUUGAUUUCGUUUUUCCCCGACGAGACUAACGAGGGCAGGUUUUACAAGCUCACUUUCCAUAGACGUGACCGGAGGCUGAUCACCGAGGAGUAUCUCGAGCAUGUCAUGAAACAAGGGAAGAAAAUCGCGGUGCAGAACAGGGAGAGGAGGCUUUUCUCCAACAACCCCAGCCAGAACUGGUCGGGAUGGAGACAGACCAAGUGGAGCCAUGUGCCCUUUGAGCAUCCCGCGAGGUUCGAAACUCUGGCCAUGGAGAAGAAGAAGAAAGAAGAGAUCAUGGGGGAUUUGACCAAGUUCAAGAACAGCAAGGACUAUUACCAGAAAAUCGGGAAGACGUGGAAGCGAGGGUAUCUCCUCUUCGGUCCACCAGGAACAGGGAAAUCAACCAUGAUCGCAGCCAUGGCUAAUUUCUUGGAUUAUGACGUUUACGAUCUUGAACUGACAACGGUGAAGGAUAACACGGAGCUGAGGAGAUUACUGAUCGAGACGACAGGGAAAUCUAUCAUUGUGAUCGAAGACAUCGAUUGUUCGCUUGAUCUUACCGGUCAGAGAAGCCAGAAGAAGGAGAAAGAAGAGGAGAAAGACGAGAAGAACCCGGUCGAGAAGCAGUUGAAGAAAGAAGCUGAGAACAAAGACAGCAAAGUGACGUUAUCCGGGUUACUGAACUUCAUCGACGGGCUUUGGUCGGCGUGUGGAGGGGAGAAAAUCAUAGUGUUCACGACGAAUUUCGUGGACAAGCUCGACCCGGCUUUGAUCAGGAAGGGAAGAAUGGACAAGCAUAUAGAGAUGUCGUAUUGCUGCUUCGAAGCGUUUGAAAUGUUGGCCAAGAACUACUUGGACGUCGAGUGGCAUGAACUCUACGACGAGAUCAAGAGAUUGCUCGGGGAAACCAAGAUGACACCGGCGGACGUAGGGGAGAAUCUGUUGCCGAAAUCGGAAGACGAAGAUGCAGAGACUUGUCUGAAGCGUUUGAUAGAGGCGUUGGAGGAGGCAAAGAGGAAAGCAGAGGAGGAGGAGGAAAAGAAGAAGAAGGAAGAGAAAUCGAAAGAUGAAGAUGUGAAGGUUGAAAAUGAAAAGAAAGGAGAGAGAAGCGAAGAAAACGGCGAAAAGAAGGAUUGAGCAAUUCAUACAUAACACGACAACACAAGAAACUUGUCCUCACGCACCAAAAACAGAGAUUUAAAUUCAAACUUCAAAAUAAAGAAAGAGGCCCAUGGGCCUUGACAUGUUGAUAAAGAUCCACAACAGCUUUUUCUAUCGCUAGUUUGAAUUUCCAUUUA